Messenger RNA from Rhipicephalus sanguineus (brown dog tick), 3050 nucleotides. RefSeq lists its product as uncharacterized. The coding region runs from base 230 to 1396 and encodes 388 amino acids. Lineage: Eukaryota; Metazoa; Arthropoda; Arachnida; Ixodida; Ixodidae. The record is from RefSeq and is a predicted model, not a curated record. The transcript has 7 exons.
GCAGUUCGCGCGCUUGUUUGUUUUUGACGAGCGUAAAGCACGCUAAAUUAAGUUAUUCGAAGUUGCGGUAUGGUGGGCGGUAAACUUAGGCCAAAGAGACUCUCACCGGCGGUAGAUAAGACGUGAAAGUCAAAAGUUAUGCGGCGCGAACUCGUGCGAGCUGACUGAGGAACCUCAUACAAGCAAGGAGUCGCUUUUCUUUCAUCCCAUCCUGACAGCGUACAAGAGAAUGCGACUAACUCAGCGAAAGAUGUUACCAGUAGUGCACGCACUACUUUCGGUAUUCACGAUCAACAAUGUCGCUCACGCUGAAGACUUGCCGGCUCAGCGUAGUUCAUCGAUGAAUGGCUUGUGCGAAGUGACCGAUCUUGAGUUCGACGUCGGUAGCCACAGCUUGAAUGCUCACGGUGCUGUAGCGAGCACGAACACAUGUGCAAAGUUGAAGCCGGCGUGGGGCAUAGAGGACGGAACUCCCGAAGCAAAGAUGGACUCUCUAUUAUGCGAUCAAGUUUUCGAAAUCGGCUACUUUCUGAAGUUCCAAGCGCACCAGCCACCCGGAAUGUUUCUUCGAGACGUGGUGAUACCUCUUUUUACAGCUCUCUCCAGAAAUGCAUCAUCAGAAGCCGCAGACGAUCAAGGGGUAGUGCUGCCGGCAAUUGAACGUGUAGACAGUGGAGUGAUUGAUUGGGACACAAACUUCUUUCUUGAAUCCUCCCGCAUUAAAAACCAGCUGAUACAGGCAAUAGCACGUGGAUGCAACGUGUUGCCUCUUGACAAGCGUCUCUCGGCUGUCAACAAGACGCUGUGCUUCCGAAAAGCCUACUUCGGGGUGCCAGAGCUGGUUGACCAAGAAGCGGCCAAUGCAUUAUUGGCAUUUGUAGAGAGGGUCAAGGAAACGCUUGCCGUACACACGCCAAGGCCUGAUCCGAAGCAUCAGCCAAGAAUCGGACUAGCUCUACCUCUUUUGCACUUCAGAACAACAAAUCAUGUGCUACCAGAUUACAGACGUACAAUUGCCAAGAAGAUCUCCAGCUUCGCGAAGGCCGUGGAAAUAGACUACAGUCGCUUGUCACUAAAAGAACAGGUGAUGCAGACACAAGACCUUGAUGUGGUGCUGGUUGCUGGCAGUGACAUGAUUUCACUGUCCAGUGCCCUUUACCUGCCACCAUGGGGAGUGGUCGUCAGGUUUAACAAAGAAACUAGUGGGAAGAAGAAGGAAGACCCCUUUGAACACCUUUUGGAAUCACGGGGUGUGCUGCUGACGACGACUGCAUCUAUGGAAGCUGGCAGAAGCCUCAACGACGUUCCGGUGUUUGGCGACAACACAAUCUCAGAUAUAGAACACAUCUUGCGCAAAGCGGUAGCCAUUGUUCAGCAUAACCUGCAGAAACUCUGACAAUAGACCCUGAAUUCCUUGUCCUGUGCCUGUCUCAAUGGCAAUAGGUGCUCACAGCAAGUUCGGUAUCUGCAUAAUUCGAAGGAGGAGAACCAGUAAUUUAAAACUUUAUCCUGUUAGUGUCAAUACGAAGCCAAGGAGAGCAUAGGGGAAAUCAUUUGCUGUACUUGACGUGUCAGUGUUGAGGCAAAAAGAAGUGAAAGUGGACAAAGAACCAACUUGAAGGAGCUAAAUCCACAACCUGUGCAUUACCCGCAAUGCUCUACCAUCGAUCUACAUCAUCAUCUGUUCCCAUACCCAUAUUCUUGGCUAUUUAUGUACAUGUUCAAAAUCUGACUUAGGAGUGUUGUUUUUCCAGCUUAUUAUGGGCAUGCAGCAAGGAUUCUGGAGCAUGGCAAUAUUUGCUAUUUUUCAUGGCCUGUUAUUUUUGUGCAAUAACCUGCGUGGACUUCCUAGCUAGCUACAACUGCUGUUGCUAUCACAGCUUAAACUAUUCAGCUAGUUCCGGUGUAAUGAUGAUGUUUUUAGUUUUGCAUUAUGUGCGUGUUAACAAUGACACUGUCAUUAAUUUUAUUACAUGUGUGUUCGAACUAUUACCCAGUGCAAGUAUCAGUCUAAGGAUACGAGUAUACAAUGUACCCUGCAAGGAGCUUUUGCUUGUCUGUUCACCGUUAGUGUUGCCUUACUUUUCGUGCUGUGAUGUAAAUCGUAGAAGCAGCACAUGCUCGGCUGCUGCAGCCUGUUCUUGAAGCAAACUUUUAGCGCCACUGUUUUGGUGUAGUGCUUAAACUAAAUUGUGGCGUUUAGCAUGGGCAAACUGCCCAGCAGGUUAUAAGGGAUGCCGUAGUUCAUGGCUCUGCAACAGUUCUAGCCACCGAGGGUCCUUCGUAUAUGCUGCAACGUUUAAUCAGCGCAUUCGUCUUCUUGCAGUGCCACAAAUUUAUCCCAAGUUUCAUCCACUAACCCGAGCAAUGACAGUUUGUGAACUAUGCACACCUCAACCUCAGUUUGCCUUUUGCUAGAACCAUAAACAAGUAGAAAUGAUAGCGGUAGUGUUGGUAGCAAAAAAAGAAGUGUCUGCUUGCAAUAGAGCUCAUUGUUACAUGCAUAAUUGAAACUUCAAGACCUUUACAUCUAUGUGUUCACACUUGUGCAUUAGCUCUGAAACAAAUUGUGUUGUAGUGUUUAUAUAAAUAAGAUCACUUUGUUUUAACUUGGAAAAAGCAAUCUCGUAGUUUUUUUUUAUCUGUUCUAGAUGGGAGCAUACAAUGAUGUGACCUUGAACAUGCUCCAAAUGCCCACUAGAGAGAGGUUAACUCAAGAACUGGAGGGCUUACAUCUUUUGCCUUAAGAUAUGGGUUCCUGUUUCUCUUCAGCUAUCGCUUGCUAUGUACGAUACAUCGUUCUACUUAACCACUUUUAUCUAAAUGUUGUGUGUGUUUGUGAUCAUAUUUCUCAUAUUUUUACAGCCCUCAGGUAGUGUCUACACAAGCAGCAUAUCUCAGGGAAUGUUUACACCCAUGGCUUUAUGCUCAGAACAGAGAAAUAUGCAUUGUGACUAAGGAACUUUUUUACACCUCCUUAGGCACAGGCCACAAUUCAUUGGGACCAAUUUUUAUACAUGCAGCAAGAAAUUAAACUUGUAUACUUGAAA